This is a messenger RNA of Lolium perenne, 993 nucleotides long. NCBI's taxonomy places the organism in Eukaryota, Viridiplantae, Streptophyta, Magnoliopsida, Poales, Poaceae. The record is from RefSeq and is a predicted model, not a curated record.
AUGGCGGGAACUGCAAAGUUGCCUGGAAAGAUGUCUGCGCCCCAAAAAAAACUUGGGGGGCUCGGCAUUCUCUCCAUCCAAUCGCAAAAUUCUGCCCUCCUAACAAAAUUCCUUACCAAAAUCCAUUCUGACACCUCCGCCCCCUGGGCUGUUUGGUUCCGCCGUCGUUACGGCUGGAACGGCUCCAGGGACCUCGGGGACACGCACCGCCUCGACACCCAUGUCUGGAAGGACAUUGUCGCUGGUCUCAAGGUUUUCCGUUCAGUCACUAAGGUCUCUGUAGGAAAUGGCCCCUCGACUGCCUUCUGGGCCGACCAUUGGACUGGCGACGCCACCCUUCAGGACCGCUUCCCUGUCCUCUUCUCCCACUCCACUCGCACAAACAUUAACGUUGCCGCCGCUCUGACGUCCGAUUUCCGCGGCACCCUUGGACUGCGCCUCUCGCUUGCUGCGGAGACCGACCUUCGUACCCUUGCAAACGAGCUCACCUCUGUGGUCUUGCAUCACGACUCCCCGGAUGACCGCUGUGACCGCCUCACUAACAAAAAGCUCUCGAACAAAAGUAUCUAUGUCAAUUCUUUCAGGCAUUUGCGGAUAGACGCGGUUGCUGAAAAGGUUUGGAGGAGUGCUGCCCCUCUGAAGUGCAAAGUUUUUGGCUGGAUUUCCCUGAAGAAGCGUCUCCUGACCAAUGAACGCCGGUUUCGCCAUCGUCUCAGUACCACCGCUACCUGCCUCUCCUGCCCCCAAGAUGAAGACACAGACCACAUGCUGCUGCUCUGCCCCCGUGCCUGGGAAGUCUGGACCUUCUUCUUUCCGGAAUUCAGCGCUGGGAGACCUUCCAACCUCGCCGACCUCUGGGCCAUGCAAUGUAGGGAUUUUGAAGAAACAACGAUCGUCGCCGCCAUCACCUGGAAUAUCUGGAAGAGAAGAAACGCCAGGACUUUCAAUGGCGUGGACGAGGACAUGCGUCUUGUCUCCCAUAGGCUGGCGUAA